Molecule: messenger RNA, 918 nt
Organism: Tripterygium wilfordii
Lineage: Eukaryota; Viridiplantae; Streptophyta; Magnoliopsida; Celastrales; Celastraceae
Product: glutathione S-transferase PARB-like
Exons: 3
Coding region: 77-727 (216 amino acids)
Cellular component (GO): cytoplasm
Molecular function (GO): glutathione binding; glutathione transferase activity
Source: RefSeq, a predicted model, not a curated record
CCUGGACAGAGCCUCUAACAUCAUCAUAUUCUUCUUUUGUCUUCAAUUUCCUGCUUAUUCUUAGUGAUCAGCAGCCAUGGCAGACAUGAAAAUCCAUGGAAGUAUGAUCUCAACAGCCACCUUUAGAGUUCUUGCUUGUCUCUAUGAGAAGGAGGUUCAUGACUUCCAAUUUGUUAAUGUUGACAUGGCAAAAGGAGAACACAAGAAGGAACCUUACCUUUCUCUCAAUCCAUUUGGUCAACUUCCGGCCUUUGAGCAAGGAGAUUUGAAGCUCUUUGAAUCAAGGGCAAUCACCAAACACCUCGCGCAUGUAUACGCGACCAAGGGAAACCCAUUGUCAUGCCAUGGCGAGCUGUUGCCGAUGUUAAUGCAGUGGAUGGAGGUGGAGGAGCAGCAGUUCGAAUCCCCGUCGUCGAAGCUUGUUUUUGAACUAUGCAUAAAGCCAAUGCUUGGCAUGCCAAUAGAUGAAGCAGCAGUGGAAGGAAACACAGCCAAGCUGGCUAAGGUUCUUGACGUUUACGAGUCAAGAUUGGGUCAGUCUAAGUACAUGGCCUGUGACUGGUUCACCUUGGUUGAUAUGCACCAUCUCCCCAACAUUGAGUACUUGAUGGCUACAAAGGUCAAGACUUUGUUUGAUUCAAGGCCUCGGGUUAGUGCUUGGGUUAAGGAUAUCAGGGCCAGGCCUGCUUGGGCUAAGGUCCUUGCAAUGAAAACCAACCAAGCCUAAUCCGUCUUAAUGUAUUGUUGUAUUUUGGCUAUUUGCCCAUGUUUACUUUUAUGUAAGGUUGUAAAAAUCGGACAGAUCAUCGAACUAAAAAAUUUAUCAGUUUAUGAAUGGUCCAACCUAUGUUGAAUCGGGUUCGAACCGAUUUUAAUAUAAUAAAUUGUUAAAUAAAAACUUGCUUACUUAUAACUCUA